ACUAACUAGGGUCACCAAAAGGAUUUCUUACCUCCCUUUCUAUCCUAUAGGGUGUUAACCCAAGAUAGAGUUCUCCUUGUCCUGAUCCAUGCAAAGAAGAGUUUUGAGUCUCUGUCUCCUUCCAAAUUCCUGUCAUUCUUUGCUUGCUAUAUUUGAUUCUUAUAGAGGCCACAUUUUUUGUAUUAAAGUCUCUGAUUUUGUUAGGUUCUAACUUCUAUGGUAAUCAAUUCUUCAUUUCUAGGAUGUAUCUGAAGCUUACUAUGAGUCUCUUCCUAUUUCAACUUUAUGUCUUCCAAUUGGGCAUGGAUUCAUCUGUAUUUAUUAUAAUUAAGUUGCUUCAGAAGCCUUUUCAAUAUAUUCAUUUUCCUCACAAGUUGAAACAUCAAGCAUCCUUUAACCUGAUGGUCCCACACUUGUAUGAUGAUGUUAUGUAUCUCUAUGUCACUGCUCCACCUACCAUAGUACUUACAUGAACUUCUGCUUGUAUGUUCACUAGUAGAUUGGAUAACUAUGGGAGAGUGGUCAGAUAUUCUUUCUUUCUGGAAACAUGAUGCCCUUCUUAUUCAUGUGGAGAAUCCAAUUUUUAUUAUUGAGUGCUCUGCUUAACUUCUAACACUAAAAAUACCUCCCGUUAGGACUGUCUCUUUUAUCAGUUGAGUUGAAUUUACUGUUAUGUUUUUUACUAUUGACAGUGACUUCACUUGUGUUUUUCUGUGGAUGGCAGUGAAGUAUGCCAGUUGUGACUGACUUUUCCAAAUUACUUGGAGUACAAAUCCUCCAAGAUGCUCUCAAACAAGGCAAAGAUGAAUGCACUCUUUUCGCAACGGCGAAUCAUAUCUAGAAUAUGAUUCGCCUUCUACAUGCCGGGCCGCACCGCCACCCUCCGAUUCAACUUGAUAGGGGUUGUUUGGUGGACAUUGACUUGUGGAGGGAGGAGUUGCGGAGGAACGUUGCAAAUCCUAGAAAUGUGUACCAAGUGUUGGAGUCCGUAACCGAUCCUAACCCUCACCCUCACCCUCACGCACCCCGGGGAUUCCCUUUGUGGAAUGGGAUCCACGAGUCUCUCAUUUGGAUUGACUUCAUCGAUAAACAACGCGAUGAAGAUUCGAUGGGUGUGGAUGCUGUCCGGGAGCUUCUAGGCCGUUUCGGGAGCGUUGUUGGGGUAAUUGAAAUAACGGACAACUACAAAAAGAAAAAAAUCGGGUUCUAUGUACACAAGGAGGGAAGUACACAUCUAGGAAUGCAUACCGUGGUAUUGUACGGGGAGUACUUAGCCACCGAAGAAGACGAAGUGCCGCCGGGAGUAUAUUGGAUGUUCCAGGAUUCUCAUGGACCUUCAACAGGCAACCCGAGGGCGGAGUUCAAGGUCAGUUGGCAGCUUCUGAAAGAAGCUUACGUGGGGCUUCCUCGGUGGCCUAACGUACUUGCGCCGCCCCCGCGCCCCGUACUUCAAGGAGAGGGAGAGGGAGAGGGAGAGCUCCAAUCUUGAACCAGUCUUUUGGACCUAAGCUUUGACUUCAUGUUGUAGUUUAGAUGUAGUUCAGAUACUUCUUAAAUUGAAUUACAGUGGACUUGAGAUCAUUUUGUAGUUUUGAGAUGAUUAAAACGACACUGUUCAUACCUUCAGUUUUUGGUUUAGGAUCUUAUUUUGGACUUUAAAAAUUAAUUGUUGCAUUUUUGAAAUAUAUUCUACUAAUAAUAUUUCAGUUUUCUA
Molecule: messenger RNA, 1714 nt
Organism: Cuscuta campestris
Lineage: Eukaryota; Viridiplantae; Streptophyta; Magnoliopsida; Solanales; Convolvulaceae
Source: the annotation of a GenBank genome assembly